CGCAAAGCGCAUAAACCACUGAACAGGUUUAAACGAAACUUGGUACACCGAUAGUUUAGAAACUGGACUAACGUACAGGUUUUUGUCCUGAAUGGACGUUACGGUGGGCUCUUUUUGGAUUUGAACGAUUAAGUGUGAAACGGAUUCACGACAACAAGGGUAAGGCACAAAUAGUUCCGACGAAAAUAAUUAAUUACCCAUCAAAUUGAGGAUUGUAACAAUAGUUUUUUACCUUGACUCGCGGUAACAGUAACCACUUGCAGAUGCCACCUUCACCUAUCUAGCACAGGUCAUAUGAUACAGCCAAGUGGCAAACGUAAGGGCCAACUCAAGAAACAUUUACCAUUGUUGUGAGCUCUUGUGAAUAGAAUAAUACCUCUUUUCGCCGAAGAGGGAUUAAAUAAAUCGACAUUUUAAUAGAUAAAAUAAAAUUACAGGGCAAAUACUUAGUGUUUCCAUGAAUUAUAAAAUAUUUAAUCAAAAACAUUUAUACAGAGGUAUCCCUUUGACACAACUCCAACAAACUCGUUCAUAAUUUAACUACACUUUUGCAUACAUUGCGGCCGAGCAAAGAGUAUGCAUACUCUUGUAUUUUUGUACGAAAAUUUCGGUAUGCUUUUGUUUAAAACGUUACAGGAACUUAGCAACUAUCCUACACGAAGUUACGCCAUAUUUGUACAUAACUGUGCAAACAUUUUUAAGCGGUGAAUGCGAAAACGUGAUUACAAUUGCGAAGCGGUUUUUGGGCAAAGAAUAGAAAAGCAAACUUGAGAAUUCUAUACAAAAUUUUGGAAGAACUCUGUUGUUUCCUUACGAAAUGAAUAGUAUUAAUUUAUUUGAUAAGUUUUCUUAUUAAGGGGUUAUAUUAAUGUAGCCGGAUAUUUUGAAUUGGGAUUAAACUUGUUCUUUUUGUUACAGGUCUACAAGAUAUAAACGAAGGCUGAUGUAUAAACACAUAAUGCGUUAUAUUAGUUUCGUCAUCAUAUUUAUUGUAUGUAUUGAUCAAGGUGACGGACACUGGAAGGAAAAGGACAAAGAGAGGCUUCGACAUGAUAUCGAGUUGUAUAAAAAUAUGGCAGAAAAAAUUGAGCGUGAGAUAGAAAGCUUUUACGAUGAAUAUCCCGACGAACGAUACAAGGGAGCUAAUAUUGAUAGGAUACACAAACAUGUAACGAAUGAACUAGACCGUAAAGCAAGAACAAUGGAUGAUGAGAGCAACAAAAUAGAACAAAAUUUUAUAUACGAGAGGCUGAGCAACGUCACUAAUGAUGUUACAACAAAACUCCCCAUCGAUGAAUACAAUACUGUUAAUUACAAAUCACUAGACCAUGACAAGCCAAAACCAAGCUUAAACUCCGCAUGGCCUAAAUUCGAAGACAUACUUCUAGCAAUGGGAAGAAAAUACGACUGGAAAAAUGAUAGAUGGAUAAAAGUAAAAGAAAAACAAAAGAAACCGAACAUCAAAGAAGAAAUGAACGCUAAAGGAGAUAAUAAUAGUAUCGAGUAUCAUGAGAAACACAAAUUCAGUUAUAGAAUCGUUAAAUUAAAAAGUAAGAGUAGAAGAAACGUGGUGGUCGCUGUAUCAGCUGUGAGAUAGUGCGCGGUCUCCAAAACAAGUCAAUGAACUGUAAAGGACAUAUUUUUUGUAGAUAAAAACGGGACCAACAAGGGUGGCGCCAGCAUUCGAUCGUUUUAUGAAGUCUAGUCUAAUAUCGUGUUGCAGAGUAAUCCGCGACUAAUGGCUAAAGCUGAAUAAAAAUAUUGUUAUGCUGACAAAUAUUAUGGCGCUUUAUUCUUUAUGUAUAAGCCCGAUGUAUAGUUAUGCCUAUAGGAAUCUUAAAGUACGCAUGUAAUAAACUUUCAAAUUGUUGUCUGUUGUCGCAUAAGUAGUUCAAUAGUUUAUGUUUUCAUCGCCAUUUAAAAGCUAGAUGUAUGUUCGAACUGGUAAUGUUAACUUUAUGGGUAUCAACAUUCUCAAUAUAUGAAGAAACGUUAAAAUAAACUUCUCCUGUAAAAGUUUUGUUUUAUUCCGAUGUUAUUUCCAAUCGUAUAAGGAAGUUUUGAUACAAUUUCGUUUAUAUUGAUCCCUUGUGUGUAAUCAUCGCAGAUUGUAUUCCAAUGGAAGAGAUAACGGGAUUAUUACAUUGGUUUGAAAAGAAAUAAACAUGGCUCGCAGACGGUUACUUUUUAAUUUAGGUUAUGAUAAAUAAUCGAAGAUUACUAAGUACCAAUCAUUCAAUUCGAAAUAUAACUAAUAUCCUGUGUUUAAGUACUUAGUACCUAUACAAUGGUUUGUGCAAUUUUUCAUCCUCUUUCGUCAGUUGGUAGUACUAUGAACAGUUCCCAGAUAAUUUGUCGAGACCAUAUUGUGUUUUCCCACGUCGACAUAUGCAUGUGAGGUAUGAAUGCCAUUUGUUACAGGAAAGUAAAAACUUGAAGGAAACAAAGUGCCUUAGCUCUGUUGACAAUGUUUAAAGCUUUGUUCUUAAAAUUUAAAAUGUUGCACUUAAAAUUAGUUUUUUUUUUUGUUAUGCAUGCCGUGUAAUACAGCGUAUAGAAGAAAUACAAAAUUUUGCCGCAAAUCACAACACCCCUAAUAUAAGUGUUUUCUAUACAUAACAUUUUGUGUUUUUAUAUUCCAAAACACAAUGGUUUACACUUAUUCAAAGUAUUAAUCCUAUGUGACAGCAAACGCCAGGGCAAUGCAAAUUCAACCUCA
Molecule: messenger RNA, 2719 nt
Organism: Trichoplusia ni (cabbage looper)
Lineage: Eukaryota; Metazoa; Arthropoda; Insecta; Lepidoptera; Noctuidae
Exons: 3
Coding region: 944-1597 (217 amino acids)
Source: RefSeq, a predicted model, not a curated record